Lycium barbarum (goji berry) is the source of this 889-nucleotide messenger RNA. RefSeq lists its product as uncharacterized. Gene Ontology annotation, biological process: endoplasmic reticulum to Golgi vesicle-mediated transport. The transcript has 6 exons. Gene Ontology annotation, cellular component: TRAPP complex; cytoplasm; nucleus. The record is from RefSeq and is a predicted model, not a curated record. Bases 164 to 571 code for a protein of 135 amino acids. Lineage: Eukaryota; Viridiplantae; Streptophyta; Magnoliopsida; Solanales; Solanaceae.
CCAUUUGAAGGUCAAACCAGAUCAUUAUAGGCCCAACUUUCACUCCACCAGAAUUUCUUCUUCGGCCCACCUCUUCCUUGUGGUGCGAACUUGUCCAUCUGUUUAUUCGGCGAACUCCUCGCGAUCUCAUUUCAUAAUCAAGUUGAAUUUAGGGAUCGGGAAAAUGGCAAGCACAGCAUGUUUUAUGAUUGUAAGCAGGAAUGAUAUCCCUAUCUACGAAGCUGAAGUGGGCACUGCCCCUAAGAAAGAAGACGCUGCUCACCAGCACCAGUUUAUAUUACAUGCAGCACUGGAUAUUGUUCAGGACCUUGCAUGGACUACAAGUGCUAUGUUCUUGAAAUCAAUUGACAGAUUCAAUGAUUUGGUGGUAUCUGUUUACGUCACUGCUGGUCAUACGCGAUUGAUGCUGCUUCAUGACUCGCGCAAUGAUGAUGGGAUCAAAACCUUCUUCCAGGAGGUCCAUGAGCUAUAUAUAAAGAUCCUUCUGAAUCCUCUCUAUUUGCCAGGAUCUCGCAUCACAUCAUCUCACUUCGAUACCAAAGUUAGAGCCCUUGCCAGAAAGUACCUCUGAGACUAUACGGACCAAAGCUAAACAAGAACUAUAUCAAUGCAAAGUUCGUUCCUUACAAUAUUCAUUUGCUGUUGAUGACUGGUUAUUGUGUUUGGGAGUGACCAUGGUAAAUGAUAAAUUGACUAGUGGAUCUUCUUUUCACCAAGUUAAUGUUUCAUUAUUGUUGUAUAACCGCAACAAUAGGUGAUACACUGAGCUAAGUUAGUAAUUGUUUUGCUGUAUACUAGUCUCCUACAAUGAUUCCAAUGUAUCUGAGUGUCAUGCUAUUGAUCUAUUCAUGCAUGUGAUGCAACAGCUAGCUCUGGGCUUCCAAAGACU